CGUUUCGCGAUUCUCUCGGAACGCACGUUUGUUAGGAAAAUAAAAGUACGCGAAUUUCCAAAAGAAUUUCGUGUCUGCGAAAAAACGGCCCCGCCUCGAUUUGGAAUCUGUCGACGAGCGUUUCUUCGCGAUGAUGUGUCUUCGCCUACGAGUCAGAUCUAAUUAAAUUACUCGCGAUGUGUUCGCAGAAGAUAAUCUAACGGACAUUAGAAUCGCGGAGUUUUUUGAAUCGCGAGAUAAGAAAAGAGGAGAAUCGACUCUACUUUGUCAAUUAUCGUUGAUUGUCAUUAUUAUUCUUGAUACACUUUAAAAAAUACGAUCUUUCGAUCACAUCUGGAUUUUGUAAUUGUCUGUGAUAAACAAUAAAACAGGAAAAAAAACCAGAUGACUAAAGAUGACACCAAAAGAUAAUUUAUACACGCGACACUUGUUGCGCGUAUCGUAGGGUUUCUUUCAUCUUCAACAACCGCAUUCCGCGUCGAUUAGACAUUGCGACAUUUUUUUUCGGCACGAGAUCAAACGAACCAGCAGCGCGUCGAAUAUCGCGAUGAUGUUUCUCAACACGUCGAUAUUUGACGAUAUCCCGCGACCACGUGCGCGUCUGCCGUUAGUCUUCGGAUCGAUUGCUGUUGAGAGGUUUUGCACACGCGACGCGAUAAAUGAUCUAAAAUUACACAAUAUCUCUCAUUUGUGCGUUGACCUUUCAACUUGAAUUAUAUUUGCGUCAAAAUAUAUAUUCGCACUGCACAUGUAGAGGCUCGUAACGAGAGAAAGAGAGAGAGCCUCUGAUUUAAGUUGCAAAUUAUCACGAGAUAGUUAAUGUUUGUUUGACCUUUUAAAUCUCGAGCAUCGGAUUUCGAUAAGAGGAAUAUUUUUAAUUAGAAAUUUAUUUCGUAGUACUUUUGUAAUCUCAUAUCGUCGAUUCCCAACGUCCAACUUUAUUAUCGUUUUAAUUACGUAAUUGAAGUUCUACAAGUACGUCAGACUCUCGUCCGUUAGACGCCGGCGUCACGUCGGUGCGAGUAUAUAAGCGAGUUCAAUUACAAAGUUUCUUGACUUUUUCUUUCGAUCUUCAUUUAUGCGUGCGAACGCUCGCAUAAAUGUUCAUUUGUUAUUCCUCUCCUUCUCGUCGUUGAUAUUCUUUAUUCCGUGACGAUAUCGCUCUGCGCGCGAAGAGAAGGAAAGUGUAUCUUUNUUUUUUUUUUUUUUUUUUUUUUNUACAGCCGCGUAACUUCUCGAAGAAACGACGAAGGCGCGGCGUGUGAUCGAUGCGCCACCGAAGGAUUGUUUAAAUUGUUGAAGACUAUUGAACCCGUUUGACUCCCGGGUAUCCGGCGAUGUCAAGUUUAAAGUAGCGCGUAUCGCACGAAGCGCGAUAAGGCGUUACACGCGGAAAUGAAAUCACGCACGGAAUUGUAAUUUUUAUUUUAUUUUAAGAACUAGAGGAGAUAGAAUAGAUUUAGAGAAAACAACGGGAGAAAGUUCGGACUCUCCGCAAUCUCGCGCAAAACCAUCGAAAUAUUCGAAAUUUGCGAAGCAUGAGAAGAUCGCGAACGUGACUCGAAGAUUUUCUGCAUUAAAAGCUGACACAUCUCGACGAUAUCGCGAAUUCCUUGUUAAUCAAUUUUAUGUAAUGUACACCGCAGCGUAUCUGCCAAAGCGAUUAAUAUAAUCGUGUUGGCAAAUUUUAUGCGAAACCAAAAACCAUUCCACAUAGCAACGAGCUCGAAUUAAAUUAAUCUCGUAUGAAAUUAAAAUCCAAAACCUUAUAUCAAAUGCACUUUCUUCAAUCGAAGCGAAGACGAGUUCAACUUACGCUCUCACGAACGACAGUUCGCAGACAUCUGUUGAGAAGGGGCAGCUGAUAAUCGGCGGAGACUAGCGUCGUUUGUAACAAUGACAAUAGACGAGGAGGCCGAUCCCGGCGAUGCCGGCAGCUUCACGGAUGAAAAUAUCGAUGUCGCGUCGAUCAGAAACACCAUCGAUCACACGGAAACUGCGACCGAUCGUCCAAUCGUCAGCGACGACGUUCAGCAACGUCGUCAGGCCGAGCCCGACAGUUCGGAUUCGAGUGAGGGCAACCCCCUUCUUGGCGAGAGUAGCGCGUCAGUGACAAUCGAUGCGUCGAUCGGGAAGCCGUGGAAAAUGCACAAACCCGAGAACGCGGUGACGGUGCAGAUGAUGGACGGGACAAAUUCGUUGUGCCGAAAGAGGCCCAAUGACAAUGAGAACGACGGGCCUUGCGAGUCAACGGACGCGAACGGCGGACCGCCCGACGGCGGUUUCAGAGCCUGGAUGAUCAUGAUCGGUAGCUUCACGAUCAACGGUCUCAUCUUCAGCAUCAUCAACACGUACUCCCUCAUUUAUCCGGAACUGCAGAAACGACUGACGGAAGUCGGGGAAACCGAGGUCUCGUCCAAAGCGGCUUUGGUGGGUUCGCUGACCAUCGGAACCACGUUCUUUCUGUCGCCGAUCGCCAGUAUGCUGACAGACAAAUUCGGCAUCCAGAUAACCACCUUCGUGGGAGGCGCGAUCGCGUCCGCCGGUUUGUUUCUCUCAUCGAUGUUGACGCACAAGGUGGAACUGCUCUACUUAACGUACGGCGUGAUGUACGGGCUCGGCGCGAGUCUCGCGUACACGCCGAGCCUGGUGAUACUCGGCCAUUACUUCAAGAAGUACCUGGGGCUGGUGAACGGGAUCGUCACGGCCGGGAGUUCCGUGUUCACGACGCUUAUACCGUCACUGGUGGAAUUGUUGCUGCUACGUGUGGGUCUGGAGGGAACGCUCAAGAGCCUGGCCGUGUUCACGGCCAUCAUCAUGGUCUGCGCGAUUCUCUUCAAGCCGAUGCCACUAAACGCACCGCAGCAGGACGAGCCGGAACUUAAGGCAAAAUCGUUUCGAAGUCGUGUGAAAGAAUUCGUGAACGUUUCGAUCUGGAACAGGAAACGAUACGUUGUCUGGGCUUGUUCCAUUCCUCUUGCUCUUUUUGGAUACUUUGUACCGUACGUUCACAUAGGAAAGUUUGUAUCUACAACGUUCAAAGACGCCGAUGGCAAGUUGCCGGUAAUGUGCAUCGGCAUCACUUCCGGUAUCGGUCGUUUGAUUUUCGGUUACAUCGCCGAUCUGCCGAAGGUCAAUCGAAUAUUGUUGCAGCAGAUAUCGUUUGUGAGUAUCGGCAUUCUCACGAUGCUCCUGCCGGUCACCAAAUCCUUCGUCGUGCUCUUGAUCAUCUCUCUGGGCAUGGGCCUGUUCGACGGAUGUUUCAUAUCGUUGCUCGGACCGAUCGCGUUCGACAUCUGCGGUCGCGGCGGCGCGACUCAGGCGAUCGGCUUCCUUCUGGGAAUGUGCUCGAUACCGUUGACGGUCGGUCCGCCGAUCGCGGGUCUUCUGUACGAUCACACCGGUACCUACGACUUGCCCUUUAUCUUAGCCGGCAUACCCCCGAUAGUGGGAGCUUUGCUGAUGUUCUUGAUAAGAUGCGUUAAACAGAAUGACGAUGGAAAUUCAGACAAUUCUUCCGAGGUGAAUGCCCCAAACAAAACGGAUUGCCAGAACGGAAAAAUAAACAACAAUUCCGCAUCGGUGCACGAGCAAGAAUACAAGACAGAGAAGCGUAGAAUAUGUUCCAAAAAUAACGCACGGCUGUCUCGCAGCCGCGUUAGGCAACAGAUCGGAUUGCGAACUUUUGUAGAACGCGAUAGGCACAAGUGCGCCGAUUGCGCGCACCAGUAUUCCGAGAGUGUACCUUUACUUCAAAGAGACGGAGAAACAACGCAGAGAUGUUCGAGCUUCUUUGUUCGUGCAACACAAUCGGCGGUAUAUGUCACGUUUUGAAACUUUUACGUCUCGUCGGACGUAUGCGUCUCGAGGCUCGAUGGGAGAUUUUCUCUAAGGUCGGCGACACGUACAGAUGGCAUCAUUAAUUCGAAGAAUAGGCGCGGGGAUCACAUAAAAAAUCCAGUUGAUCCAAAUAUCCAUUAGUCCCAAAAUC
Molecule: messenger RNA, 3991 nt
Organism: Pseudomyrmex gracilis
Lineage: Eukaryota; Metazoa; Arthropoda; Insecta; Hymenoptera; Formicidae
Gene: kar
Product: monocarboxylate transporter 10
Exons: 9
Coding region: 1897-3834 (645 amino acids)
Biological process (GO): transmembrane transport
Molecular function (GO): monocarboxylic acid transmembrane transporter activity
Source: RefSeq, a predicted model, not a curated record